Messenger RNA from Gadus chalcogrammus (walleye pollock), 2264 nucleotides. Its product is annotated as deoxynucleoside triphosphate triphosphohydrolase SAMHD1-like. Gene Ontology annotation, molecular function: dGTPase activity. Lineage: Eukaryota; Metazoa; Chordata; Actinopteri; Gadiformes; Gadidae. The coding region runs from base 185 to 1687 and encodes 500 amino acids. Gene Ontology annotation, biological process: dGTP catabolic process; regulation of innate immune response; defense response to virus. The transcript is spliced from 15 exons. Gene Ontology annotation, cellular component: nucleus. The record is from RefSeq and is a predicted model, not a curated record.
GAAUAGGAUUUAAGACAGGUAUACCAGAGCAAAUAAAACACAAGCUCAGGGAUCUUCUGGGCUUGAAGCAUUGACCGCUAAUGCCAAACAAAAAACUUUGUUUAUUUAAUUGUUUAAUUAUUCUUUAAAUUAAAUUUAUUUACUGGAGUUGGAAUACAAUAUCCAACUGAAGACAAUACAUAAGAUGGCCAGACCUCAUGAUACCGAGACUGAAACUAUGGAGGUAGCAUACAAAGUCUUUAAUGACCCCAUCCACGGACACAUUGAACUCCACCCGCUGCUGGUCAAAAUCAUAGACACACCUCAAUUCCAAAGACUGAGGAACAUCAAGCAGCUCGGAGGGGCAUACUACGUUUUCCCCGGAGCAUCUCAUAAUCGCUUUGAGCAUUCCAUUGGAGUUGGGUACCUGGCUGGAAAGCUUGCUAAAUCUCUGCAAAAGAAACUUCUGAGAUUGCCAAAGCCUAAACCGGAGAUCACUGAGAGUGACAUCCUCUGUGUGCAAAUCGCUGGCCUCUGCCAUGAUCUUGGACACGGACCUUUCUCUCAUCUGUUUGAUGCGAUGUUCAUUCCUAAAGUACUUCCAGACUUGGCAGUCAAAUGGAAGCACGAGCAGGCAUCGCUAAUGAUGUUUGAUCAUCUGAUUGUUGAAAACAAAUCGGAGCUGGAGAAGGUGGAGGACUGGCAGGUGCUGUCAAACAAUCAAGAUUUCAUCAAGGAGCUGAUCGUUGGGAGACAGGAUGGUCAGCAAAAAAGAAUGAAUCGAUACAAAGAGAAGUCUUUCCUGUAUGACAUCGUGGCCAACAAAACGAACGAAAUCGAUGUGGAUAAAUUUGAUUACUUUGCGAGAGACUGCCACCACCUGGGCAUCAAGAAUAACUUUGACCACAACCGCUUCAUCAAGUUUGCCAGGUUGUGUAAGGUGGACGGGGAGUACCAAAUCUGUACCAAAGAACAGGAAGUUGGAAAUCUGUAUGACCUUUUCCACACAAGAAACAGUCUCCACAGAAGAGCCUACCAGCACAAAGUAACAAACAUUGUUGAGACCAUGAUCACCGAGGCCUUUGUAUUGGCAGACAAACACCUCAAAUUCGAGGGGGCAGGAGGGAACAUUUUCACAAUGUCCACAGCUAUAGAUGACAUGGUGGCAUACACCAAGCUGACUGACAACGUCUUCGAACAGAUCCUCUUUUAUACUUUGACGGUGCUGGAUGAUCCCAGGAAGGUGAGAGAGCUGACUGAGGCCAGGAAGAUCCUAAUGGAUAUCCUCAGCCGUGACCUCUACAAGUGUGUGGGCCAGCUUUAUUCAGAAGAAGAAAUCCAGGAUACAAAGGCAAUGCAACAUAAGUUGGCAGUUGACCAGGGCAAUCCCCCGGGCAAUAACCUGAAGCCAGACGACUUCAUUGUCAACGUUAUCAAGAUGAACUAUGGCCUGAAGGAUAAGAAUCCCAUCGAUCACGUACGUUUUUACCGCAAGAGUGACCCAACCAAGGCCUUCAAGAUCCCCAGUGGCCAGGUGUCGACGCUCAUCCCAGGACACUUUCAGGAGUGGUUGAUCCAGGUGUACUGUAAGAGGACUGAUGUGGAAGGGGAGAUUCUGAGGGCGGCCUGGGACCGCUUGGAAAACUGGCCCCAACUCAGAAUGAACCAGCCAGAGCCGGAAGCCGAUAAAGGCCCAAACUCAACUUAAGUUUUGGAAAGAACCAAAAAAACUAGAUUUGGGGCAUUUAAUAUAAAUUUGUUGAAGUGUUAAUAAUAAUAAUAAUAAUAAUAAUAAUAAUAAUAAUUUUGGGUAGAUUUGUCCUUUGUUUGGGUUACUAAGGUUUACAUACCACAACGCUUGAUACAUUUUUUCCCAGUGUGUGUUUUGACGUGGGUUAAAAAAAUAUAUAUAUAUUCCGUCUACGUUCAUGUUUAGUGCUCUUUUCAAAGAUUAUGAUAAUGUUGUAUUAAGGGCUUGGGAAUAGUGUUUCAAAGACUGCUUGCUGUUUUUCUCAUCUGUGAAAAUAAAGGUUAACUGAAAAGCAUAUUUUUUAAAGAUAGAAAGUGGCUGGGGAAAACAUUGUGAUAAAUGGUGAAAAAUAAAUAAACGGCUUUGUCCUCAAUGUCUAAAUGUUUCCUUUGUAACCACCAGAGGGCAGCAUGGCCGUGCGUUUCUCCAAGAAGGCAGUCAUCCGUGGUCACCUGUUAAACGUUUCCUAUUUGGAAACAAUUUUAAAAGUAUACGUCAAUCUGUAUUUAAACGUUUUUUAACAAAAUGAAAAAAG